UAUAUGGGGGGGGGGGGGGGGGGGGAAGAUACUGAAACCCUAAAAACACUGAUCACAGAGCUCUCAAAAAUCAAACUCUAGACUUCCACUUUGUCAAGACAGAUUUCUGAAAUGAGCCAUUUGCAUCCAUUAACAAUUCCCUACAUACAGAAUAAUAUGCAGCGUGAUUCCUGGCCACCACUGAGAACUGAGGCCCAGUCUGGGCUGGCCGGGUUUCGCCCCGGGGCCGCUGCAGCCUCCACUCGGCUCCGCUCCGCCCGCCCGCGGCGAGCACUAAGCUCCGCCGGGGCCGGCCCUGCGCGGAAACCUCCACCCGCGGGCAGGGAGGGGGAGACCGGGGAGAGGCAGGCAAGGAGGCGGGGGAGAGCGGGGAAAGGCGGCCCCGGCGGCGGGAGUGGCCCCGGGCGCCGUGCGGGAAGGCCGGGCCAGCUCCGGGAGACGGUGCUCCGCGAAGAACCUUCUCCUCUGCCCCCGCCCGGGACAAGAGGGGCCCGGGCGGCCGCGAUGGACUCCGGCAGCGAGACCCACGAACUCAACGGGACGGCGGAGGGCGCGGAGUCGGCGGCCGAGGAGCAGCACAGAAGGUGGCAGUGGUUCCAAAGGAACAGACCCAUCAACAUCAACCACUACGCCAACAAGAAGAGCGCGGCCGAGAGCAUGCUGGACAUCGCCCUGCUGAUGGCCAACGCCUCCCAGCUCAAAGCUGUCAUGGAGCAAGGGCCCUCCUUUUCCUUUUACAUCCCGCUGAUCAUUCUCAUCAGUCUGUCGCUCACCCUGCAAGUUAUGGUGGGAGUGCUCUUGAUAUUCCUUGGCCUCAUGUUCAGUCCCAUUGGUGGCUGGAGACAAGGACGACACACACACCUCAAAGCUCCAUGCGACAAACAGCAUGUUCUGCGUGUCCAAACCUAGAAUAUGUAGGGAAUUUGAAAACCCUGGUCUCAACUGCUAAUUGGUCUGAUCCCCACACAGCCCGGCUCCUGACCAGUGAGAUGUCUGCAGCUUAGGAUGGAACGUAAUUGGUUGAGGUUCCUGUCUGUCAAAGCAGGAGCUAGUUUAUGGAACCAGUUGGGUUUCUUAUUUAUAGCCAAAUUACUUGCCCAGUACAAGACAGUUUCUACUGUGAUGAAUUGCUGUCAAUUUUAUCUUUGUCACAUUGAGGGUAACAGAACCCUUGGCUUAUGAUGAGGCACUCUUGGAGCAGUGUUGGCCUGCUAAGGUCAAAGACAGGAAGAAGACAGGAAACAGGACACGAAGGUAUGAAGAUACAGGCAUCAGAGCAAGAACUUGCUUUUCACAAUGUAUAUUUUAUAGUUUUGGCUUGAAGGAAUAGUUUGUUUCUGUCCAGCCAUGAAAUUCUGUCUCUUCAAGCUCUCACAUGGCCAAACAAGAGUCUGUGCCACCAUCCAGUUUCUUUCCUUGAGUCAGGGUUUUAUCCUGGGAGCUACCAGUUCUCACAGUUUCUACUAGGUAUUAAAAGCUUUUCCUCCUUCUAAAGAGCCUUUCACAAAAACAAUGUGAGAAAUGUUCAGCAAACUUGUCCUUGGAAAGGAUUUGGUGACCUUAACUUCUUGGAAGAAGAGCAAAGAAUGUCUUGAAAUAGUUUCAGUGGCAUGAAAUCAUAGUAAUCCAUUAUAAUAAAAUACUUAAAGAAUAACUGUUCUUAAGAACAUUUUCAGAAACACCCUCAUCUUUAGUGCUGUAAUUACAAAGAUAGGAUUACUGCAAUUCUACUUCAAAGUUCCUAAACUGACAAGUAUUACUUGUCUUCUCUGACCCUCCUGUGGAUAAAAGGGCAGCUCUGAAAGUGUCAGUUUGCCUUUCAGCGUGAUUCCUUUUAACUCACAUAACAGAUCAGGCCAUUAUUGCCUUUCUAUUUUUAUCCCACUGUCUCAAAUGCUCUUAUUCUAUAUUUCAGAACUAAUGAUUCAGUUUCAUUUAUUCUUCAUUCACAUGGCAGUACCUAGAGUCCUUCCAGGUCCUGUUGAGGUGCAAGCAUCCACAUGCCUCCAGGUACUUUACAGAUGUGGAAACUCAUUUUAAGGUUGAAAUACUACUGAAAUUAUUUAAUGCCUGCAGAGGUGUGCAGUAGCUUCUCAGGGCAGUUCCCCCACACUGUUCUUCAAUGCUUUGCCUGGUCUGUGAUGUUUGACUACACUGCUUUAGCAAACAGGACUUGAGCAGGUGCUCAUAAUUCCUUGAAACCAAAACAGCAUUAUUAGGGACCCCAGGCUGUUAGCCCUUCAGCACCACAAGUGUGUUUGCAACCACUUAAGUGCUUCAAGAACAAGGGAUAUUGGUUCAGUGGUGCACUUCUGCAGUAUGGAACAUGCUGAUGAUGGCAUAAGCAAGGAACAAGAUGUAUUUUGUGUGGUAGAGUCAUAAGCUGUAUGUCUAUGUAUGUGCCCAUCAAAAGGAGCUCUAAGUUUUAUGUUGCUGUAAAAACGUGUCUAGUAUAAACUUUCUCUCACGUGUUGUGCACAUGCAGACACAAGCUCCAGUGAUAUAUGCUCUUGAGAACUUGGAGUCUCAACACACAAAACCCAUUGUCAAAACAUGCUCCAGAAUUCAUCAGCACUCACUCCAUCAGCAUCAAAGAAAUGUAGCCAAGGGUCUCAGCUGCAGGGCCCUUGAUGCCAGAGAACAGAGACAGGAAACUCUUGGGUUUUCACAUGGUGUUUCAGUGGGCAUGAUAGUAUUUGGUCCAUGUUGGAUCUGAUGACCUUGGAGGUCUUUUCCAGCCCUAAUGAUUCUAUGAUGCCAGGCAAGUGCCCCAGACUUCUCACUGUCUUAAACCAAACCUAUUAUCAGCGCAAUGUAACUGAUUUGUAUGCUAUCACGAGGCCUGGAAUCCAAGCUUACACUACAUUAAUGUUUGUGUGAGCCUCCCUCACUCCCUUUAGCAGUUCAACUGAAAAACAUGUGCAAGAAACAAAGGAAAAUGUUUACACAGCAGAUGCUCUCUAUAGAAAGGACUGCACCUACACUGUUGUGACACCUCCUUCUGUUUAACAGAUAGAGUACCCUUGCUUUCUAAAAACAGAAUCAGGGCAAAGGCAGGGAGUACAAGGGAAUACAAGCUGGGGAAAGGCACCAGUACCGAAAAAAAUCCAGCUCUGGUAAUGAGAUUUGUAGAAUUUUAACUGAGAAAUUUAACUUCAUCCUGUCGGGGCUUCAAGCUUCGUGUAUUCAAGACUGAAAUAAUUUUUAAAUGCUUAAAGUCUGCAACAAAGCUAGGCUUCAAAACAUCAAGAACUCGAAAGAUUUCUGGUGAUGUUAGUGCAUCCAUUACUUCCCAUGUGUCUCCACAGAGAUUAGAUGCUAAUUACUGGAAGUUAAUAAGCUCCUUGUUGUUACAGACCUUCCCCUUAGCACUUUCACUGACACUGCAGAAUCUGACUUCCCUUUUAAAUAUGACUGAUUCAAAUAGCUUAGCAUAAGAUAAAUUCUGUAACUGCAGCGGUAUGAAACCUUUUAUUCUGGAUUUUGAGAUAUACAUACUAUUAAACAUUUUUUUUCUCCUUUCUC
This is a messenger RNA of Motacilla alba alba, 3525 nucleotides long. RefSeq names its product ninjurin 1 (gene NINJ1). The record is from RefSeq and is a predicted model, not a curated record. Gene Ontology annotation, biological process: cell adhesion; tissue regeneration. Lineage: Eukaryota; Metazoa; Chordata; Aves; Passeriformes; Motacillidae. The transcript is spliced from 3 exons. Gene Ontology annotation, cellular component: membrane. The coding region runs from base 112 to 909 and encodes 265 amino acids.